AUGGUGUGCCAGAACCGGAUAUACUUGAUUAAACAGAUUACCGCAACAUCAGUAUCCGGUUUCUUGUCAUUAUGUGCAGGCCUAGCAUUUGGGUUCAGCGCAGUUUUAUUACCCCAACUUAAAAAGGACGAAAAUUUUCCAUAUGAUGAAAGUUACAGCUCUUGGAUCGCUUCCGUUACUCCGUUGUCAAUGGUUCUUGGCUGCCUUUCCGCCGGCUCUAUUAUCGAUGGACUUGGAAGAAAACCGGGCCAUAUUAUCUUGGCCUUUUCUUUCACCGUCAGUUGGCUCAUCCAAGCUUUCGCCAAAAACAAUCAAGUUAUGCUAUUGGGAAGAUUUUUUACUGGGAUAUGUACUGGUGCAAUAAGACCGAUUACUUUAGUAUAUCUAGGAGAAAUCGCAGAUCCAAAAUACAGGGGACUUAUGCUUUUUACUCCACCAUUAACACUAAAUGCUGGUAUAAUUUUAAACCAUGCAUUAGGCGGUUUUGUUUUUUGGAGAACAAAUUCGUUAGUUUGUGGUGCUCCGAGCAUGAUAUCGAUAGUUCUACUCUUAAUUUUAAAAGAAAGCCCUUUGUGGUUAAUUUCAAAGGGGAAGAUCGAGGAAGGAGUAGAAAUUUUUAAGUGGUUUAGAGGAGAGACAGACGCAGCAGAAAAAGAGCUGAAAUCGAUAUUAGAAAAGCAAAAAACUAAAACUUCAAAUGUAUCUAUGAAGGAUUACUUGAAAAAGGAUUUUCUAAAACCUCUCCUGAUUUCCUUCUUCCUCGCAAUAGCUUCGCAAUGUAAUGGAGCUAAUGUUAUAACGUUUUAUGCGCAAGAUAUUCUAGAAAAACUUAUUCCACACGACUACGAUCCUUUCACGCUUAUGAUUACAACGGAUUGCGUGAGAUUAUUUGCAGCUCUUGUAAUAUUUUUUUUCGGAAACCGCUUUCCAAGGAAAAUAUCGUUCCUCGUAUGUAUCUUUGGAGCUUCCCUCUUACUUUGUGGUUUAUUAGGUUUAUUAUAUUCAAAUUUUACUAAAUUAAAAUGGCUGUCGGUAGUAUUGUUAAUAGCCUAUGUAGCACUAGCUAGUGCUACAGUAACAUUUGCCUGGUCGUUUGUAACCGAGCUGUAUCCUUCUAAAUUAAGAGGGACAGGAUCAGGUGUGAGCGCUGGAAUCGCAUAUUUAUUGUUAUCUCUUAUGGUUAAAGUAACACCAGGAAUAAUAUCAGCAUUUGGAGUAAAAAUUUUGUUUUUCUGUUUUGCAGCGAUAGCGACUUUAAAUGCAAUCGCUUUGUUUUUCUUAUUGCCUGAAACUAGUGGAAGAAGUCUACAAGAAAUAGAAGAUGGAUAUGACAAGAAAAAUAUUAUUAUAUCUAAGUUAUGA
This is a messenger RNA of Parnassius apollo (apollo), 1362 nucleotides long. NCBI's taxonomy places the organism in Eukaryota, Metazoa, Arthropoda, Insecta, Lepidoptera, Papilionidae. The record is from the annotation of a GenBank genome assembly.